Melanotaenia boesemani (Boeseman's rainbowfish) is the source of this 3341-nucleotide messenger RNA. RefSeq names its product sphingomyelin synthase 1a (gene sgms1a). The record is from RefSeq and is a predicted model, not a curated record. Gene Ontology annotation, molecular function: ceramide cholinephosphotransferase activity; protein binding; sphingomyelin synthase activity. Bases 377 to 1615 code for a protein of 412 amino acids. Gene Ontology annotation, cellular component: Golgi membrane; endoplasmic reticulum membrane. Lineage: Eukaryota; Metazoa; Chordata; Actinopteri; Atheriniformes; Melanotaeniidae. Gene Ontology annotation, biological process: ceramide biosynthetic process; sphingomyelin biosynthetic process. The transcript is spliced from 6 exons.
GUUUGAAGGAACUCCCUGCUUCUCCAGUCACAAUCCGCCUACCCAUGAAAACAUAGGGCUCACAGAAGUCUUACCACAUUGCAGCGAUAUCCAAAAUAAUUUAAGAAGCCCGUCAUCAUUUCGACGAUAAGGGUGCUGAAAAAGCUGAUGAGGUGAAGAAGGUGUCUCUGGUUCACCAACUAUCUGUUGGACCUAACCCUGAGAAGCCCUGCCACCUUCCUGUUCAUCACCUAAAUAGAAGUCUGGAUUCCACCUGGAUGCAAAACGCAUCAUGUGCCAAAAUUGGAGACAUCAUACUGCUACCCCAUAGACAGUCAGUCCUCUUUUAAACCUUGCCCCCUCACUGGAGAUCCCUCCUAGUCUUUCACAUUGCCUGAUGUCCAAGAUGAAGAAGGUGGGGGUAUGGUCAGCAGAGGACGUUUCUAAUUGGCUGAGCAAAGAGGGAAUGCCAGAGUAUAUAGAUGCUCUCCGUCAGACAGAUGGGCCUGGCCUUCUUGGGCUCACUGAGGCAGAUUUCCAGAGGUCUCCCCUCUCGCUGGUAUCAUCAGAUGGUGGACAGCAGCUCUUAGAGCGUCUUGAGACGCUUCGAAUUGAGAGCCAUAUUGAGGCUCACAAAAAUGGUCAUGCAAAUGGGCAUGUUGGUGGACUUCCUAAUGGAAUUAGUAAGCCCCAGAGGAAUGGUGCAUUGGGGAGAAAAGACUUUGGGAUGGAGAUGGUCCACAUCCCUAUGCCUACAGUAGAACCUACACAGUCCCCGUUCCCUACAGAGUGGGGGAAGACGGGCAUAGCAUUCAUCUACGCAGUAAUUUGCUUUGUCACCACCACUGUAGUCAUUUCAGUGGUCCAUGAAAGAGUUCCACCAAAGGACCAUACCCCACCAUUACCUGACAAGUUCUUUGACCUGUUCAACAGGGUGGAGUGGGCCUUCUCCAUCUGUGAGAUUAAUGGCAUGCUGCUGGUGGGACUGUGGUUGUUACAGUGGAUUCUGCUUAAGCACAGGUCAAUUAUAGGGAGGAGAUUCUUUUUCAUUGUGGGAACACUCUAUCUGUACCGGUGUAUUACAAUGUACAUCACUACUCUUCCUGUUCCUGGGAUGCACUUUAAAUGCUCUCCAAAGCUUCUUGGGAAUUGGGAGGCGCAGAUGAGAAGAAUAAUGAAAAUGAUUGCCGGUGGAGGCUUAUCCAUCACAGGAUCCCACACAAUGUGUGGAGAUUAUCUGUAUAGUGGUCAUACUGUCAUGUUAACACUCACAUACCUCUUCAUCAAAGAGUAUUCUCCCAAGCGCUUCUGGUGGUACCACUGGAUUUGCUGGAGUUUGAGUGCUGUUGGGAUUUUCUGCAUCCUUCUGGCCCACGACCACUACACUGUCGAUGUGGUUGUGGCGUAUUUUAUAACUACACGUCUCUUCUGGUGGUACCACACUAUGGCCAACCAGCAAACUCUGAAGGAAGUGUCACACAGCAACCCAUUUUCACGGGUGUGGUGGUAUAGACUGUUCCAGUUCUUUGAAGAGAACGUAAACGGCAUGGUCCCUCGGAACUAUCAGCUGCCAUUUUCGUGGCGAGCGUUGCAGUGGCGCCGCGGCGUGAAGUACAGCAGACUGGAAAUACAAUGACUCCUGCCGAAGCAGACAAGGACUGUGACUCAAAUAAGUGCUGUUUUUAUUAAUUAAAGAUAGCAUUGUUCUACGUAGCGCUGUCCUUUAACCUCUACUUGCAGGCAAAUGUCCAAAUGGGUAGCACUGUGACCCAUCUAGUGUUUUUUUUUUCUUUUUCUUUUUCCCUGUCUUAAUUCUCUUUUGGUAGUAUUUAUCAACACAGAGCACUAUUUAUUUUUUUUGUUUGUUUUCCUUAGGUUACAUACAUUUCCCCUUUUAGUAAAGAUCUAGGAAGCAUUUCAACAAACAGACAGGUUAUUGGUCAGAAUACUUACCCUCUCAGCACAAAAGCAUAAUUAAUGUUGUCAUUUCCCUUCAUUUUUUUAAUGCAGUUAGGGUCAAUCAGAUGCUUUUUUCAGAACCAAAACAGCAAGUAUUUUUUCAAAUUUUUUUUAAAUAGGGAAGCAACUUCCUUUUAUAAACUGUCCUUGCUAAAGUUAUUCAAAGGUGCAAAAAGUAUUUUUUCUAAAUAUGUAAAAACUUUAUUUUACAAAAGCAAAUGAUGUCCAAAAAAAGAUUUUUAGAUUUUUAUCUUUUUCAAGAUGGAUAACUGAGAGCAUGUGUAUUUAAUGUGAUAUAACAUUAAUCCAGUGCCUUUCCUAGCUUGAUUGUAAAGCAGUUCAAGUACUAUAUGUCCCGUGUGUCUCUGCUGCGGUGCAACCUCGUGCCGUGACGUGACAUGGUCACAGUCUUGUUCUCGUGAAUGUAUAAAAAUGACUACGCCAGCCUUACAGGAAGAUUGGUCCUCCCAAAACUAGUGAGUGUAACACCCUUUUCGUUUAUUAAUGCUUUAUGACAUCAGUUUGUUCUUACUUGAUUAAUGCUGUUCUGACAGAAACAAAUGACUGUUAAAUGUAUUUAAUUUUUUAAUCAUUUUUUAACCAUCACCAGCCAUGUUCAAAGCCAGAUUAUUGUGGGUUGCUAGUUCUACCAGACAAAUGUAUCUGAAAACAUUAUUGUCUAAUUGGAUGUCAAUUAAGCAGUGUUUCCAAGGUUUAGUUUAGAGUUAUUAUUCUGGACCUGGACAUGUCUUGUGCAUCAUUGUGGCAUUUAUUUGGGAGAUAAAAAGCCCCCUCUCUUGUCCCCACAUGGAGGCACAGUUCGAAAUUAACCUCAUUGUCUUGUGUUAUUGUCUUUUUGGUGAUGACAGAGAAAAGUGUAAAAGGAUGCUCGUUCUGAAGUUGUGAAAAUAGAUGAUUUAGGCAAAUUCUCUGAAUAUAUUUGUAAUAAAUCUGUGCGUUUUUUCUUCUUUUUCUUGUACUUAAGCUGCUGUCUUACAAUAUGAAAGUUGCAUCUCAGUGUCAAGUACUACAAAACUACCCUCUUUUUGACUAGCGAGCACCCAGUGUGGAACUUGUGGGGAACAAGCUGAAUGUUUGGAUAAUGUUCAGAUGCACAGAACUGAUAAUUUGUUUGGCCGUAAAUGUGCAAAUGUAUUUUCCAUGAAUGUGAAAAUGCUUCCAUUGUUAUCAUGAAUAGGUUUAACUUUUGUUUGUUUUUCUGUGUAAGUGACUGAACUGUAAAGACUACUAUACUAGUUUAUGUAUAGGGGUAAAGACUUAUGUUAAACUGAAAUUUCAGAUUCAAUUCAGUAGCUUUGAAGAAGUGCACUAAUCUUUGCAUUAUAUAACUUUCAAAUGAAUAACAAAGGGUGUGUUUAAAUCCUUCAGCCUGUCAAAGCUGA